CUUCUCUCUCACACGCGGGCGAGCGAUGUGCGCCAUGGCUGCGAUUGCCCCGGUGUCAUCCCCUUUGCUGCGCGAGCAAUCUGGGCGACUCACUAGGACGCCAGGCUCAGGGCGAGCCACAGGGUCUGCUUUUUGCCCGCUGCGAGUGGCGGCCGCUUUCUGCGGGUUGCCCCUGGCCCGUGGCUGGAGGGUGAAGGGUCGGACCCGGACCCGUGUGACCCGUGCGGCCGAAGGCGCCCGUGUGGCGGUGGUGGGCGCCGGGCCGGCGGGCUUGGCGGCGGCGCUGGCUUUGCGCAAGGAAGGCCUGGAGGACGUGACGGUCUUCGAGCGCGCGCCGAAGCUGAGGCCCGGGGUGGGCGGGGGCGUCCAGCUGCACGCGGGCGCGGCGCUGCUGGCGGAGCUGGGGGUAAACCUCGGCUUCGCGCAGCCCCUGCGCCGCAUCAGGAGCCGCGGGGUGGACGGCUCCGAACUGCUGCGCCUCGACCUGCCACAGCUGGUGGACCGCUUCGCGCCGCUGACGGGCUCCAUCCGGCGCCCGGACGGCGACCUGGCGAGUUGCACGGUGAUGCGCGACGCGCUGCUGGCGGCGCUGGCGGCGCAGCUGCCGCCGGGCUCCGUGAAGUUUGGCAAAGAGCUGCAGGGCUUGGAGCUGAAGAGUGGCUCCGUGACGGCCAACUUCUCCGGCGAAUCUGAGGACUUUGACUUGGUGAUCGCGGCCGACGGCAUCGGCAGCCUGGCCCGAUCGGUGGUGACGGAGACCGUGGAGAAGCCGCGAUACACAGGUCUGCGGAUUCAGUACGGCGUGCGGGAGGCCGGCGGUCGACCUGCCGGAUGCGAGGAGGAGGCCCAUCAGUGGUUCGGCGAAGGCGUCUACGCCCUCACGGCCACCUACGGGGGGCUGGGCUCCAAGCGCUACGAAAUGCUCGCCGCAGUCUUCCGGGAGGACGCCCCGGCCGCGGAGAAUGCGGACUGGGAGCCUGUGCAGGUGCAGGAGAGCUGCCUGCGGCGCCUGCGCGCGUCGGGCCACGUGCCGGAGGUGCUGGACAUGGCCUCCGGCUGCAGCCGCUUCUUCGAGCUGGGCGUCUGUGAGAGGCCCAUCGGAUUCAACCGCUGGCAUCGGGGGCGCCUGGUCCUCAUCGGGGACUCCGCGCACGCGAUGCCGCCCUUCCUGGGGCAGGGCGCGAAUCAGGCGAUCCAGGACGCUGUGUGCCUGGCCCGCCGACUGGCCGGCGCUGGCCUGAAGUCGCCGGAGGCGCUGGAGGAGGCGCUAAACAGCUUCACCGCCGCGCGGCUGCCGCCCGUGGCCGUGCUGGGCUUGGAGAGCGGCUUCGUGGGCCAAGUAGAGACGUUGCCGGGCGCCGUGGGCUCCUUGGUGCGGGACAACUUCUUCCGAGUCAUGGGCGGAAGUGGCAUGGCAGGCCUGGUUUUCCUCAACGGCGCCGUGGCGCGUGUGUGAUCCGAAAGGCGGAGCGAGGGCUGGUCAUUCAGCAAGUCGGGCAGGGGAAGGCCGACAGAGGCUUCAGUUGAGGCCGGUUUCGGUGAGCUACAACACCUCAAGAGAGCUAUCCCUUCCUCUCAUGGAAGCUGAGGCUAGGUGCGUAGACUAUUUUCCUUUCACAGGGACCUUCUGUCAGCUUGUGG
Effrenium voratum is the source of this 1641-nucleotide messenger RNA. The record is from the annotation of a GenBank genome assembly. Lineage: Eukaryota; Dinophyceae; Suessiales; Symbiodiniaceae.